Molecule: messenger RNA, 1837 nt
Organism: Manihot esculenta (cassava)
Lineage: Eukaryota; Viridiplantae; Streptophyta; Magnoliopsida; Malpighiales; Euphorbiaceae
Product: ferric reduction oxidase 7, chloroplastic-like
Exons: 3
Coding region: 245-874 (209 amino acids)
Source: RefSeq, a predicted model, not a curated record
GUCAAACCCUUUCCCUUUCAUCUGUCUGCUUAUGUUUUACAUUUCUGGACUCAAAUCCUUUAUGACAAGAUAAUUCUUCUGUGUGGUUCAUAUAUCAUAAUUUCUCUGCCUUUCAUUUUUAUGUGGAAAAUCUGGAUGUACCUCGUAACUGUGGAGAUGGGUUCCACAGAUUUUGGUUUUAUUGCUACAAUUUCUUUAUAUAUUUUGAACUACUUCACAAAGGACUGAACAGCAAAUUGGUUUUAUGUCCAUGGAUCAAUACCCAGUUCAGGAACCUCUUCUUUCAAGCCAAGGUGUCAAGAAGAGGCCUCUCUUUGUAUCGUCAGUGAAAUGGGUUCUCGAGAUUCUUAUGUGGGUGAUUUUCAUUGCAUGGGUUGUGUUUAUCUUUCUGUAUCCAACGCAAUUUGGUAAUGAAUUGUUUGAGAAAUUUGUUGGAGCCACCAGUGGAACUCUUUUUGGCCUUUCAGGAAGCAUAUUCUUAUUACUGAGUGGACCUAUUCUUCUUAUUGCAUUUCUUGCUAUUGCACAUCUGAUCAUCUCUGGAGAAGAUGAGUUUCACCAUAAGAAGAAUUCAAAGUAUCCAAGUGUCCGCCUGUGGACAUUUCCUGUUCUUGUGGAUGGACCAUUUGGGGUUGUUUCUGCUGCUGAGUUUAUUGGGAUUCUCCUGUUUGUUGUGUACAUCAUCUGGGCUGUCUAUGUCUAUACUCUGCGGAAUCUCAGCCUUAUCUCCCAGUUGCAUUUAACUUCUAAAGAUGAAGGGUACAGCGUUUUCUGCUUUGAUAUUUUAAUAUGUAUUGCUUAUUUACUGUUUAUGAGAUUAAAUUAUAUUUACUUUUCUUUUUCUUUAGUUCUCACUUGUUUUCCGCUCUAUUGAUGGCCUUCCAACCCUUGCUUUUUUCUAGUUUUUUUUUUUUAUUAUUUUAUUUUUCAUUCUUAAAAAAAAAAAAAAAAAAAAAAAAAAAACUGGCAUGCAAUUUAUAUAUUCACAAGACCUUGACCAUAAAAAUUGGUUAUAUGCAUUCCUUCAGUGAGUCACGUGGAGGCAGGAAUAUAACAUGUUUUUCUUUUAAGCAUUUUGUAUUCAGUUUAAUCAACAAAUUCAAGAUGCACGUUGAUUUAUACAUUCAUAUAUUGCAAAUUUUUGUUCACUUUGUUCCAUAACAUGUUUGAAGAUAUAGACUUCAUUCUUCAAUUUACUCAGUUCAGUGCUUUAUAUAUAUACAUACAUGUAUAUGUGCAAAUUUACUAUUUAGUCCUUAGUGAACAUAAUUACUUAGAUCAUCUAUUUCAAAGUAUAUAAGUUAGCCCUUACUUUCAAAAUAUGAGAAACAACUUCAAACAACUGCUUUUUUUAUCUUCUAUAUUAUUUUAGUUCACACUGUUUAUUUCUUCCCUUAUUCCAAUCCACUUUACAGUUACAAAAUCAUUUAAAUUACCAAACUUUUAUUCCUUUAAUUUAAACCAUUCAAUAACCUUAAAAAGGGCUAUUUAUCAUCAAAACUAUUAAAAUACAUCAAGAAAAUGUUUCCUUAUUCAUAUUCAGAUUGUCAUUAAAUUUGUGAACCAUUUUAAAAAAUAAUUUGUAACCUGCAACAAUGGUAGUGCAUGGUGGUAUUUGCAAUUUCUUUUGUUUGACAUUGUUCCAACAAGGGAAGAAGUUUUCUUUUUUUUUUUUUUUCUUUAAAGAAAAGAAAGAAAGAAAAAGAAGAAAAUUAGAGUUAGAGGUGGUUGAAAUUGAUAAUUCAGAGAGGAAAGAAAUGGGAUUAUGCUUAAAGGAAUGGGUUUAUGCAACAGAUAGAAGAAGAUACUUUGGAGUGAAAACACGUGUAAAGGGAGA